UAACUAAUACACACAAUAUGACAGAUGAUAGUGAGCCACGAGAUUCCGCGCACGUGUGUAGUGAGUAUAUCAUUUAUAGCAAAAAAGGAGUUAAAAAAAGAAUCGGAACCGACUUAUACGCGAUAUGAUCCUCUUCGUCUCCCGCCUACCUACGCCUACGACUCGUCGUGCUCCAGGUCGUAAGACACGAGUCGUGAGUCGUGACGCCACGAGCGAGAUUAUUUAAAAAUGGCGGACGCGUCGUCUUCCGACACUACCUCAGACUAUUGCAACGAGAGUUUCUCUGACAUUACGUCGGAAAAAUCGGAGUUCGUCGUGGUGGGACGCAAGCCGUGUCCGUCGCAUCGACGUAGCAAAAAAAAUUUUCUGCAGAAGCUGCUGAUAAGGGAGACAAGAGGAUGUCUAUCAGCGCACAAUUAUGCAUCAGAAGAAAGACUGUUUACAGCUGUACCUAAAUGGCGACAUUUGUCUCUUUUACACGUAAUUCCAAAAUCAGCGCUCGAAGCAGGGCACAUUGUUAUGGGAUUGACUCAGUGCGGUCAGUUUCUGCUCACAUAUACAUACAUGGUGGACGUCAAUAGUAAUACGUCCUUGUUUAAAUACCUAUUACACUGGUGGGCCUUCACACCAAACCAUGUCGCUCGCAAAGUUGCCGAAGUUACAUUGUUUGGCAAUUAUUCAAUUUAUAGGGAAUUAAGCAUAGUUAUAUCGCAAUGGCCAAUGGAGCGGAAUAAGCUUGUAAUACAUGGCCUCUGUACAAAUUUCUUACAUUUACAAUCGACUGAUAGAGCAUAUUUAACUAUAACGACGGUACCUUCUCUGGAGAACUGCAAAGAUUGCCUGAAGGUCGCUGCGUCAUAUGAGGAAGAAGGUGAAGAAUUAGCUGCAAAUUGGGAUUGCGGCGUACGAUGUAAUUGCUUGCAACACGGUCUCACGGUUCACACCACGUAUGAAGUCAUCUCGCCGUAUCCGAAAUUUCGAGCUAAAGUGUGUUUGAAUUAUUGGAAUCACGUGGUGGUCAAUACGGGAAACUUCCUCCACGUUCUUAAAGUAGAUUUGAAUAUACCCGAGUCUAAGUCGAAGAAUCAAAAGACGUGCGAUAAACCGAAUACCUCUGAUUCCAUAGUUCCGGAUACAAUCCCAUUGGAUAUGAGUGACGCCGAGGAGACGGAUUACUCGACGAAGGCAGAGCGAUACGAGAGUUCGGACGAAAAAGUAGGCACGCCAGAAUGCCCGCUUGAUCGAUCCCCGAAAUGCGAAUCCAGUCUGGAACACGACUUUCUAGACGAGGCAAUUAAGUUAGACCCAAAAGUGGGACGCGAUUUACCGUUAAAUACCUCAAGCAGCAAUCAAAGCGACUUUGUCUGUGAUAUAACUUGUAAGUUUACCGCUGCCGAUGCUUUAAAUGUUAAGUUAUGUGAAUGCUCGGAUACGACCGAGCAGUGCAAGUGCCGAAAUAAUAGCAACAGCAGCCCCGUCUCCCAGCGGUCGGGAAGUGGUGUCGAACAAACGGCCAUUUCGGUCCGAGACAAGAUCCUGCAAGAUUUUUGCGAAGACACGUCGCAGGAACUCAAUAUCGGCAGCGAUCUGAUCACCCUGGUGAAACAUCCGUCGUGUUCGCCGCGCUCGACGCCGCAGAGGCUGCCCGCCGAUCUCAGGACGAUAACAGCGACCUGGUCGUCACCGAUACUCACCCCGCCGUCAGAUAUUCUGCGCACUCGCAAUUCGGAAUCUAGUCAUAGAACCCAGAUCCAACGGACUAACAGCCAACUGACUAGCAGCCAACAAUCCAGUUGUUCUAGUUCGUCGCAGUCCACAACUUCUUCGGACAAUUCCGUGGCUUCCAUAAGUUCGCCGUUGCAGUCCGUUUCAAUCAGUAGCCCGUCGUCUUCGUAUUCGUCCCGUUUGAUGUCGCCGCCCAUCGCGACCAGAUCUUUUCGUCAUCCGAGCCCGCGCAAGAGAUCGAAUCUGCAUUCGCCUCCGCCUGUUGUCAACUCGAAUCAGUCGACGAGAACGACAAGAGCGACACACAAACUCACCCUCGAAGCGGAAAAGGCGUAUGAGUUUACAGAUGAAACGCAAGAGACGACCUGCGAGAAGCUCAGCUCGUAUAGAAAACGCCGACUUGCCGACAAGAAGUACGAGUUUUGCGAUGAAACAGAGGACGCGGAGAAUAUAGUUCCUUUCAAGCACAUACGCGAUCAAUCCAGGCACCGGGGCGCGUGCUCUAUACAUUUGAUAUCCUCUUCACCAGCAAUAUCGCCAGCGGUUUUGCCGAACGGCCGAAGACACUGGUUCGACUUGGAUCAGAACGAAUCGGACGAAUUGAAUCUUGCUCAAGAUAUAGCCAACGAUUUGUCGAAUCUUGAAUCAGCUGAGAAAAAUGUACUUCGACCGUUGAAUCAGAACCAACUGUCUAAUGGAAGCGUGCGUGACAGAGACCGUGUCGGCAAGUGUUGUCCGAAUUUUUCGCCUUUGGUUCCUAAGAAUAACUUGCAGUAUCCUUCGAUAAAGUGCACUGCACGUUUCAAACGGAACUACAUAGAGCUCGACGACGAAAUGAUAUCAGUGAUCACGGAUGUAGAAGAUAUUUAUACAGAUGAAGAGACAGGAGGCUAUGUAAGUUAUCAAUGUGUACUUCCAAUGCUUGUACAUGGUUCUGGAUAUGUUCAAAUGCAGAUGAUCAGUAAUACUAAAGCAGAAAAACUGAUAGUGCCGUGUGUCUCUAUAACUCAAUUGAGUUUCGAUAUCGAAACUUUCUCUCACCAUAUAGCGGAAUGGAUUUGUACGAGAUUCAAGAAAAACUAUUGGCAUUGCAGCGACUAUGACAUCGAAAUAAUCGAUGUAUGUGCGCUUACUGGCGACAUUAUAUGUUUACAUAUAAUGAAGAUCCAGGCAAGUGAAUUAUAUAGUCAAACACAAUGUACACAAGAAAGAAAACAAUACGAAGUUGGAUGUAAGUUUACGUGGAACAUCGAGACGAGCCAGUAUAGAAUAACAGAUGUAUUGCCGAUGGAAGAGGUGAAACCGGAUUUCUGGAAGCCGACUCUUACGAAUGUACCGAAUUUUCGUAGCCAGGUAUGGAAUCCGACGCGACGUUUGGCUACGCAGUUACGUGAAAAGAUUCAACAACCGUACGCGCAUACCGUACGUUUUCUGCACAAUGAGAUGAGUUUAGCAGGCGAAUCUAUCACCAAACUCACCGAUCUAGAUAAUCUGGUGCAGUUUUAUCUAACGCCAAUAGAACGAACGAACGACACCUUAAUAGAGUGAAGAAAACACAGAAGCCAUCUCAAACUUCAUUGCAAACAAUAAUUUAUUUAUUAAUACAAAUUUCGCCGUUUAUGCUAAUUUAUGCGCCUAGCAUAUCACGGCAUAUAAUGUAAAUAGGAAAUGUAUUCCGCGUUUUACUUAUGACAAAUAACAAAGAGUACCUUCUUUUCUAGCAUAAAUAAUAGUCACAAGGAGAAGAAUAUAUAAGCGCCAUAUAUAGAAUUCUCACUACGUUUUUUUUCGUGUUGCCAAGAGCGUAACGAUUAAGUUGCGACGUGACUUGUUCAUAACUUAGAGAUACCAUAGACUAAAGGUACUAAUUAAUGAUACAACGAAGUUUUAAGCGUUUUGCUCCACAAUUUGUAAAAUUUAUCAGCAUUAUAGUAUAUUCUGACAUUAAUGCUAUCUCUACGCUAUCAUGGUAACUGUACUUUGGUAAGUAGUAGAUGUAGGUGGCUAAACUGAUUGUCAAUAAAUAUAUUGUAAUAUGAUUCAAAGAAAGAGAAAGAAAAGAGAUAAUGGCGAUAAUAUCGGCUCGAUGCUUGGUCCCUAAAAUUAUAAUUCACGAUUUAAACCCCUAAAAAAAGAAGGAAAAUUGGAAAAUCUUUCCUAUACAUGAUAUAUACUGAAAGAAUUUGCUCCCUCACAUACAUAUACAUAUAUAAAUAUAUAUAUAUAGGACCAAACGCAUACAAUUACAUACUUAAUUUUUCAUUAUCACAAGAUUAUUGUAUCAUAAAGGCGUUUUCCAAAUAGAGUUUUGAUAUUAGCGUAUUAUUAUAUAUGUACAUAAAUGCGCGAUUUUUAUUAUCAUUAAACGCGUUCAUUGCAAUUCCGUAUUAUUAAAGAAUUACCAUUACUGUGUGGCAAUUUUGAGAUUUCAAAGAAGUGAUUUGAUUUUAAAAGCAAUGAUAUCGAAGCUGACAAGAUAGAUUGUUCUCUGGAUUUGCAAUAAACUUUGUGUCAUUAUUUAAUAAUAGAGAUGCUCUUGAA
Messenger RNA from Nylanderia fulva, 4266 nucleotides. RefSeq lists its product as uncharacterized. The record is from RefSeq and is a predicted model, not a curated record. Gene Ontology annotation, cellular component: Cul4-RING E3 ubiquitin ligase complex. NCBI's taxonomy places the organism in Eukaryota, Metazoa, Arthropoda, Insecta, Hymenoptera, Formicidae. Gene Ontology annotation, biological process: protein ubiquitination.